AUGAGUGGUGCCGGAUGGAAUUCUAUGCCGAUGGAGCUGCUCGAGCAGAUUUUCGACCGGAUUCCACCGAAGAAUAAAGGCAGAUGCUCUCAGGUUUGCCGCCAAUGGAACGGUGCAUUCAAAUCACCACGCUCCUGGCGUUCAUUCACCUUCAAAGACGGCGUCUUCGUUCGCCGAAAGUACACUCAACAUUCUGGCUGGCAGUAUCAUAUUGAUCAUUUGCGCUUGAGCAGUCUGAUCACAAAAACCACCGAGCAAUGGAGAACCUUCACCGUCGAGCCGGUCACCAAUCUGUUCAACCUCUACGAAUUCUUCAGAAUUCUUGCGAAUUACUGCCAACACUACGAGAAAUUCACCAAAAACAUCCGUCCACUCGGAAAGGUCCAAACCUUCAACUUCAAAUGGCACCUUCACGUCGGCGAUGCCGAGACCGGUGGAUUCAUCGCAGACAAGGACGUCGGAACUGGAGGACAGAUGCUGAUCAGUCUGAAAAAUGUGAUUCAGUAUCUUCAUGGGCUCAAGUCGUUAACAUUGGAGGAUCUUCAGCUCACUCCACAAGAGGCCACAGAUUUCCUGUUGACUCUUCUGGAAAAGUUCCAAGAGAAGUUGACCUACUUGAGUCUGCUAAACGCAACGCUCAUUCCUGAGCCACUACUCCAGGUCGGAUGUUUUCUGAAGCUCAAAACGUUGUUGGUGUCGCCGCAGAUGCUGUGCGCCGACACGCUCUCAGCGAUCGCUUGCCUCGAGCAGCUGGAGAACUUCUCCAUUGUUCAGGAUGAGAAAAGUAGUCAGUCGCCGGAUAUAUGCCGCGACGCGUGGAACAUGUUUAUCAGGCAGAACAUGGGCCGAACACGUGUCUGGCUUAUCCUACGAGGAAAGCCCCAAGAAUCGCUGAUCAUUCAACCAGGUGCACCGGUAUACGGUAUUCGCAUGGAGAACAGUGCUGGACAGCUCACGAUGGAGCUUGCCGAACAGAUUGCAAACUACUACUCCGAAACAUUGCACGUCUUCGUUCAGACCGGAUUGGAAAGAAUGAAGAGAGGCAAGAAGAUGGAGGAAAGAGUGGAUUCAGCUCUCGUUGAGAUUGUCAGCAGAUGCUCAUUGUUGAACCGUGUGGCCUGUCGGGAGAGAUUGUCCUACGGAACCGCCGUUAUCUUGUCGGUGUAUGCAGCCAGAAAUGGAUUCGAGCUGUUUCUCAGAAAAAAUGCAUUGUUGAAAAGACUCUGUUGGUGCCGCCUCGACAUGGAGACUCACGGCAUUCUUUUCAAUUGGCUCAGAAACAUGGCUCGUACCGAGGAGAUUCUCCUGGAGACCAUCCGCCUCCACACCAACAUGAGCAUCUCAGUUUUCGAUGACAAAACUUACAGAGUCCUCAAAUUGUAA
Messenger RNA from Caenorhabditis briggsae, 1383 nucleotides. The transcript is spliced from 10 exons. NCBI's taxonomy places the organism in Eukaryota, Metazoa, Nematoda, Chromadorea, Rhabditida, Rhabditidae. Gene Ontology annotation, molecular function: protein binding. Bases 1 to 1383 code for a protein of 460 amino acids. The record is from RefSeq and is a predicted model, not a curated record.